Rhizophagus irregularis DAOM 181602=DAOM 197198 is the source of this 1677-nucleotide messenger RNA. RefSeq lists its product as uncharacterized. The record is from RefSeq and is a predicted model, not a curated record. Lineage: Eukaryota; Fungi; Glomeromycota; Glomeromycetes; Glomerales; Glomeraceae.
AUGGCGUCAUUUUUACUUUUAGAAUGUUUAGAAAAGGUUUUCUUGAAUCUUCUGGAUGAAACUCUUCUUGAUACCAAUUGUCAUGCCAACAUAUCAACUAGAGAUUUAUAUUCUUGUACAUUAGUAUCAAGACAUUGGUGUAGAAUAUCAACACCAAUCUUAUACGCUUACCCAUUCAAUCAUUUCCGUCGUUUAGCUUAUUCAAGAUUUUAUUAUAACAUCCCAAAUUUAUUAUUAUCUUAUUUUAAAUUAAUUCGUACAUUAUUAAAUUGUAUCCCAAAAUCCGAGAUUGAACAAAUUAAUUUGUCAAAUUCUCACGAUGAACAAAAUUUAUUAUCCGAGGUCUUUCAUUUUGAUGAAAAAUUUUACUCUUCUAAACCAAUGUUCAAUUAUAUUACUUUUAUUCGUAGUUUAAUUUUUGAUAAAUUAUUAUCUGAUUCAGAUAAAUUAGUUCGUUACCGAAAAAUAUGGUUUCCUCCUUUUAUUUCAGAUAUUAAUAUAACAGAAAAUCAAUUUUCAAAAAUUUCUAUUCACAUUAUAAAUUAUUUUGUAAAGUUCUUAUGUGAAUAUUGUAACAAUUUAAUAACGUUAGAAUUUCCAUUUUCAAUACAAAACGAUGAAUUUUUUAAUGAUACGAUCGAAUUAUUAUUUGGUAAAAAUUGCAACGGAAAUAAUAAAUUGAACGAUUUAAAACAAUUAUAUUAUACUAAAAAUUAUGGAAAUGAAAGAGGAAAAGAUCUUUAUUUAACCUUUUCAAAUAAUGUUUUUAAUUUAAAUUUGCUUUAUAAUGAAAAAAUCAACUCAAUUGAAGAAGCAAAUUCAUUAUCUCAAUUUAUUUCUUCACAAAAAAAGUUACAACAUAUUAUAUUAUCAGAAAAUAGACGUGAUUCAGCUUAUUAUGUACUCUUUGGUUAUAAUAGUAAUAUUGAUAGUUACUAUAAUAUUGUGUUAAAUUCAUUAUCAGCACAAAGUGAAAGUUUGCAGACGUUAGAAUUUAAUUAUAUCCCUUUUGGUAAAAUAAAUAAGGAGGCGUUAAAUUCACUAUGUUUACUUAAAAAUAUCAGAGUGUUAAAGUUACAUAAUUGUAUAAGAAUAGAUGAUAAUUUAAUUGCAUGGGCGAAGAAUCUAACAAGGCUUGAGGUUUUUGAACUUGUAAAAUAUCAAAUUCGAAAUGUUUCUGAAGGUUUCUUAAUUCAAUUACUUCAAUCUUCUUCAAAUACUUUGAUUAGAUUAGUUGUAAAUUAUAAAAAGUCAGAUUGUCAAUCAUUAUUACAACAAAUUCCACUUCAUUUAAAUUCAUUAAUUCAUUUAGAUCUCGCUAAAAUUUAUUCAGAUGAAUUGAUUCUUAUAUUUAAAUCUUGUACUCGAUUAGUUUAUAUUAGCGUAAUAUUAUCAAAUGAUGAAUUAUGGGGAAUAAGAUUUAUGAAUUUGGGUAAAUUAAUUCCUAGAAAUUUAUUAAAAAUUCAACUUAAAGAGAUGGAUCGUUUAUUAUUUGAUAAUAAACAAUUAAAAUGUUUCUUUGAAGAAUGUGUAAAUAAUGAUAGUAAACUAAAAUAUUUAGAAAUUAUUGGAAAUUGUGAUAAUAUUAAAAAAGAAUAUUCUGAUGUUGCUAAUGAUUUUAGUAUACAAUUAAUAACUUAUUCCCCCGUUUUACCGACGCCUGUUCCAUUUUUAUAA